AUGAUGUCUAGAUUCAGAUAAUUCUAUAUAUAUCCAUCAUAGCAAUUGUCAAACAAUUACGAUAAAGAUAAAGAUAGAGAGAGAGAACGAGAGAGAGAAAGAGGCAGAGAGAGAGAAAAGGAAAGAGAAAGAGAAAGAGAAAGAGAGAGAGAAAGAGAGAGAGAAAGAGAAAGAGAAAGAGAGAGAGAAAGAGAGAGAGAAAGAGAAAGAGAAAGAGAAAGAGAGAGAGAAAGAGAAAAAGAGAGAGAAAAGGAAAGAGAAAGAGAGAGAGAAAGAGAGAGAGAAAGAGAAAGAUAAUGGAAGAAAUAACAACAGCAAUAUAAAAGAGAAGAAGCACACUUAAAAAAGAUUGAUAGAAAAAAAGAAAAGAAAUAUCCUUUAUCAAGAAGAUCAAUAAUUCUAGUAAAAUUAGAGAUUUAUUAGAAUAGAAAAGAAGAAAAAUUAGGAGAGAAAGCGCUUCAAGUUAAUCAUUUAAUUCUUCAUCCUCUUCAUCUUCUAGUAGAAGUUCUAGUAGCAGAAGUAGCAUUAGAUCUUCUUCCUCUUCACAAUCAGAUGAUAAAAAAUAAACAAACUAAAAAUAGAAAAAUAUGUGCUUAAGUAGUUCUUCAAGAGACUCUUCACAAUCAGAUUAUCAACAAUAAAAAAACUAAAACUAGAAAAAGAUAUCCUCAACUAGUUCUUCAAGAGACUUUUUACAAUCUAACUAUAAAAAAUAAACAAAUUAAAAUUAGAAAAAGACAUCUUCAAGUAGUUCUUCAAGUGAUUCUGAUAGUUCAUCAUGA
Molecule: messenger RNA, 782 nt
Organism: Paramecium primaurelia
Lineage: Eukaryota; Ciliophora; Oligohymenophorea; Peniculida; Parameciidae
Source: the annotation of a GenBank genome assembly